CAUUUUUCAUUCUGCUCUUUUCAUGAUGCAAGGGCGACUUCUCUCGUUGGCGCUUGCUGUGGCGCUGCUGGCGAUCGCCGCGACGACGACGACAGCGUUGCCCGUUGCUGUUGUUGUGGAUCCGCUGCGCCCGCACGUCCACCUGCACACGCCUGGGGACGCCUCGAAUGCAGCACCCGAGCAGCUGCACAUUGCGCUGACCGAGAACAGCGGCGAGAUGCGCUUCAUCUGGGUGGUGCAGGUGCCGUUCAACACGACGGGCGCGCUGCUCCAGGGCCAGUGCCGCGUCGGGCUCGCUGCCGGCCAGUACGUCGCCUCGUUCAACGCCACCAGCGACUCGUACUUUGUGCAGGGCUUCAACGGCACCAUCUUUGACGCGGUCGCCUCGGGCCUCCAGCCAGACACCCGCUACCACUACCAGUGCGGCGACGCCAGCUCGGGCUUCACUGCCGACACGGCCUUCCUCAACGCGCCCGUCCCCGGCACAUCCCGCACCGUCAACAUUAUCAACUGGGGCGACAUGGGCGUCAAGGACUCUGCGCACAGCGUGGCAGCCAUCACCGAGGAUGUCAACACGGGUCUGUACGAGCUCAUCAUCAACGCCGGCGACUCGAGCUACCAGGACGACUUCCCGACCCCGAACGCCUACAUUUGCGACAACUUUUACAACCAAAUCCAGCCGUUCGCGUCCAAGAUGCCCAUGAUGCUCGUCGACGGCAACCACGACACGGCUCAAGACUACGUCCAGUGGCUGCACCGUGUGCGCAUGCCCAAGCCGUGGACUGGCGACGGCCCGCUCUCGCGCUUCUACUGGUCGUUCGACUACGGCCCAAUCCACUUCCUCGUCUUCUCGACCGAGAGUGGUCACGACACUGCGCCUGGCUCUGAGCAGCACAACUUUAUGGUGGCCGACCUCCAGCGUGUCAACACCCGCCGUAACAUCACCCCGUGGGUCGUCGUCCUCACCCACCACCCUGCCUACUGCAGCGAUCUCCUCCACUACGAGCGUUGCCAUCCCGAGGCCCAGCAAUUCCGCGAGAACUACGAGGAGCUGCUCUUCCAGAACAAGGUUGAUCUCUACGUGACUGGCCACAACCACGACUACGAGCGCUCAUACCCUGUUCACAAUGGCACCGUCGUCAGCAAGAGCUACCACAACAGCGGCGCUCCCGUUUACAUUGUGAACGGCGCAGCUGGCAACGUCGAGGGCAGCGAGAGCUUUUUCGAGCCCGGCAUUGAAUUCCGCGCUGCUCACGGCAUCACCACCAACAAGGGCUACGCUCGCUGGCACGUCAACAUGACCCACUUUGACUGGGAGUACUUUGAUGCCUCGCACAAGGUUGUUCUCGACCGUGUCACCCUGUCCAAGUACUGAAAACAGCCCCCCUCGACUUCUAUUCCCAUGACGGUGGUGGUUUGUUCUUCAGUGACACAUUUGUUGAUAACAAAAACUCUCCCUUUUGAAAGAAUGACAAAGAAUUUGG
Capsaspora owczarzaki ATCC 30864 is the source of this 1484-nucleotide messenger RNA. RefSeq lists its product as hypothetical. NCBI's taxonomy places the organism in Eukaryota, Filasterea, Ministeriida, Capsasporidae. The transcript has 4 exons. Gene Ontology annotation, molecular function: metal ion binding; acid phosphatase activity. The record is from RefSeq and is a predicted model, not a curated record. Bases 23 to 1375 code for a protein of 450 amino acids.